CAGUCUGUGUCUGACAUUGAGCAAGGCCAGUAGGGGCCGCUGCGCCGUCAGUAAACGUAUCGCUUGUGUUAAACCGUGUACGAUGGAUUACAUCAGCGUGUUGCUGUAUCUGGUGUUGCCCAUUUUGGGCCUCGGGUAUUAUUACACCCGGCAGCUGUACAGCUACUGGAGCGCCCGUGGAAUACCGCAGCUGGAAGCCUCGUUCCCGGUCGGCAACAUGAAGGAUGUGGGGCGGAAACUGCACUUCAAUGACGUCAUGAAGGUGGCCUACGAUAUGGGCAAAUCGCUCGGCAAACCGUUCGUCGGACUCUACUUCAUGCUCAAGCCGGUGCUGAUCCUCACCGAUCUCGACAUGGUGAAGCGAGUGUUGGUGAAGGAUUUUAACAGCUUUCACGAUCGGGGAUUGUACGUGAACGAGCGAGAUGAUCCCCUGUCCGGGCAUCUGUUUGCGAUCGAUGGCGAACGGUGGCGCUAUCUGAGGAACAAGCUUAGCCCCACCUUUACCUCCGGCAAGAUCAAGCAAAUGUUUGUGACGAUCCGUGAGAUUGGCGACGAGUUUCUCGGUUCGGUCACCAAGUACGUGGAGCGCAAUGAACCGAUCGAUAUUAAGCUGCUGUGUCAGUGCUUCACCUGUGAUGUGGUGGGCUCGUGUGCGUUCGGAUUGCAGUGUAACUCGCUGAAGAAUGAAGGAUCAAAGUUGCUCACGAUUGGCGAUGAAGUGUUUAAGCCACCGGCGUGGCGCAACAUGUACACAUUUCUGUUGAUAUCUUUGAAGGAGUUGGCCUACAAGUUACAUCUACGAGCUUUGCCAAAUAGCGUAACGGAGUACUUCUCAGGUUUGGUGAGCGAUACGGUCGCACAUCGAGAGAAGAACCUGAUCGAGCGGCCCGAUUUCCUGAACAUGCUGAUCCAGCUCAAGAACAAGGGUACGGUCGAGGGGGAUGCACCGGGAACCGGGGCGGAUCACGAGAAGCUUACGCUGAACGAGGUGUCCGCGCAAGCAUUCGUGUUCUUCUUCGCCGGGUUCGAAACGUCCUCGACGACGCUAUCGUUUGCACUGUUCGAGCUGGCCAACAACCCGGAAAUCCAGGAGAAGGUACGGGAGGAGGUGAUCGGUAAGCUGCAGCAACACGACAACCAGAUCACGUACGAAGCACUAAAGGAGAUGACGUACCUCGAUCAGGUCAUCAAUGAAACCCUGCGCAUGUACCCACCGGUGCCACAAUUGGUCCGAGUUGCCACGAAACCUUACGCGGUGGACUCGGAGAAAAUAACGCUCGAGAGGGACUCCAUGUUGAUGAUACCGAUCUAUGCGAUCCAUCACGAUCCCAACAUCUACCCCAACCCGCACGUAUUCGAUCCGGAUCGUUUUACGUCGGAAGCCGUCCAUGCACGUCACACAAAUGCGUUCCUUCCGUUCGGUGAUGGACCACGGAACUGUAUCGGUAUGCGAUUCGGACUGCUGGAGGUAAAGUUCGGAAUUGUGCAGCUGCUGAGCAAGCUACGGUUCACGGUGAGCUCGCGAAUGCAAAUGCCCUUGCAAAUAUCUAAGGCAGCCUCGAUUCUCGAAGCCGAAGGUGGCAUCUGGCUGAACGGUACCAAGCUGUAGCGGAGAGCCUAUCGGUGCCGUGAGUGCAAUACUAACUAACUAACAAUUAACGUGCUGAAACUGGCAUGGCACCGGGCCGUCGCUCUAACAUUACUUACAAUGGAAACGAUCCUGUCAAUGUGUGACUGUUCCGCGAUGUGAAAUGAAGAAAAUGAAAUAAAUGGAAAUUAUAACGCCACUGACAGAACA
Messenger RNA from Anopheles aquasalis, 1798 nucleotides. Its product is annotated as probable cytochrome P450 6a14. Gene Ontology annotation, molecular function: monooxygenase activity; iron ion binding; heme binding. The record is from RefSeq and is a predicted model, not a curated record. NCBI's taxonomy places the organism in Eukaryota, Metazoa, Arthropoda, Insecta, Diptera, Culicidae.